Messenger RNA from Cydia splendana, 488 nucleotides. RefSeq names its product chorion class CB protein M5H4-like. The record is from RefSeq and is a predicted model, not a curated record. Bases 52 to 402 code for a protein of 116 amino acids. Gene Ontology annotation, biological process: chorion-containing eggshell formation; multicellular organism development. Gene Ontology annotation, cellular component: egg chorion. Gene Ontology annotation, molecular function: structural constituent of egg chorion. The transcript has 2 exons. Lineage: Eukaryota; Metazoa; Arthropoda; Insecta; Lepidoptera; Tortricidae.
UUAACCUAAAUAAUCAUUCUUCCUUUGUGAAAGAAACAAGAAACUUAGAAAAUGGCAUUCAAGACUGUUGUCAUCUGUGCUUUUGCCUUUUUGGUCCAGAGCAUUUCUGCUCAGAGAAGCUGUGGUUGUCAAUGCCAAUCCAUCAGCAUCCCUAGCAGCGGCGGCGCCCUGAACAUUCAGGCUAUCGGGCCCAUCGUGCCGUCUGGCAUCGCCGUCGCCACGGAGCUGGGCCUGUCCGGCGACCUGGACCUGUCCGGCGCGCUGCCGUACCUGAGCGCGGUGGCGUUCGAGGGCCAGUUCGACACCAGCGGCUCGGCGCCGGUGUGCUACGGCUGCGGGGACUGCGUCGCCAUCACCCAGCAAAUCGGUGGCUCCAGCGGAUGCGGAUGCGGCAGACGCUAAGUGUUAUUACAUAUUGUAUAAAAAUACAGUAUAAACAUACAAAUAUUAAAUGCAUUUCUUAUUGCUUAUAAAUCGUAUUCUUAUUU